This is a messenger RNA of Penicillium crustosum, 270 nucleotides long. RefSeq lists its product as uncharacterized. Lineage: Eukaryota; Fungi; Ascomycota; Eurotiomycetes; Eurotiales; Aspergillaceae. Bases 1 to 270 code for a protein of 89 amino acids. The record is from RefSeq and is a predicted model, not a curated record. The transcript has a single exon.
AUGCUACAACAUACCGACUUUACCAACGAUCCCUCCAACGAUUUCAUAUCACUUGUCUUCAUGCUUCCAAUGUGUCUCGAUGACCACGAACACGUCCACUCCCUAACGCGAAACUCCGAUUCUGCUUCCUGCGCACAAAUGAAAAUAAUGAAUCUCCAGACCCGAUUGUGGCUGGACACAGACGCGCUCAAAGACGUUCUCUACUGCGCUACCCCGCGCCACGCAACGAAUAUCAUGUCUACUCCACAGACUAUGACUACCGACUCAUGA